GUAGAUUGUUUCCUUGGCUACGCCAUAGGAAAGCGAAGGGCCAGUCCUUUCCGUUUUCACGUCGGCGGCGCUGAGAGCGGCACUAGCAGCCACCGCCGCCAGGGAGAGGGGCGGGCUGCGAGCGGCGAGGAUGGGGCUGAGCCGGGCCUAGCGGGGCGGCGGGCAGCUGCUGCCAUGAGCGGAGCUGCUAGUGGUGAGGGGGGGAGCGGGGACCCCGCAGCCCGCUGGGGGAGAUGGAAGCUGCUGGCCCUGGGCCUUCUCUCCGCCUCCUCGGUGCUGGCAGCCGCCCCGGGCGCCGGAGCCAUGAGCAGGGAGGAAAAGCGGCGGCUCGGGAAUCAAGUGUUAGAAAUGUUUGAUCAUGCUUAUAGCAAUUACAUGGAACAUGCCUACCCAGCUGAUGAACUCAUGCCUUUAACUUGCCGUGGACGGGUUCGGGGUCAGGAACCAAGUCGUGGGGAUGUAGACGAUGCCUUGGGAAAGUUUUCACUGACACUGAUUGAUACCUUGGACACUCUUGUGGUGUUAAAUAAAACCAAAGAGUUUGAAGAUGCUGUAAAAAAUGUGAUAAAAGAUGUUAAUUUAGAUAAUGACAUAGUUGUAUCAGUGUUUGAAACUAACAUAAGAGUCCUUGGAGGUCUUUUAGGUGGGCACUCUGUGGCAAUUAUGCUGAAAGAAAAAGGUGAAUACAUGCAGUGGUACGGUGGUGAACUUCUCCACAUGGCAAAACAACUGGGCUACAAACUUUUACCUGCUUUCAACACUACUAGUGGUCUCCCUUAUCCAAGAGUUAAUUUAAAAUUUGGUUUAAGAAGUCCAGAAGCUCGAACAGGAACAGAGACUGAUACCUGUACAGCUUGUGCAGGUACCUUGAUACUUGAGUUUGCUGCUUUAAGCCGAUUCACAGGAACAUCAAUAUUUGAGGAAUAUGCACGGAAGGCACUUGACUUUCUUUGGGAAAAAAGACAACGCAACAGUAAUUUAGUGGGAGUUACCAUUAAUAUACAUACUGGAGACUGGGUCCGCAAAGAUAGUGGAGUUGGAGCAGGAAUAGACUCGUAUUAUGAAUAUUUAUUAAAAGCCUAUGUCUUGCUUGGAGAUGACCGUUUCCUGGAAAGAUUUAAUACACACUAUGAUGCCAUAAUGAGGUACAUUAGUCAACCACCUCUUCUGCUUGAUGUUCAUAUUCACAAACCAAUGCUAAAUGCUCGGACCUGGAUGGAUUCUUUGCUUGCGUUCUUCCCAGGCUUGCAGGUAUUGAAAGGUGACAUUAGACCUGCUAUUGAAACUCAUGAGAUGUUAUAUCAGGUGAUAAAAAAGCAUAACUUUCUUCCUGAGGCUUUCACAACAGACUUCAGGGUUCAUUGGGCUCAGCACCCUUUAAGACCAGAAUUUGCAGAAAGCACCUAUUUCUUGUAUAAGGCUACUGGGGACCCUUACUACCUAGAAGUAGGAAAAACACUCAUUGAAAAUUUAAACAAAUAUGCUAGAGUACCUUGUGGAUUUGCUGCAAUGAAGGAUGUUCGUACUGGAAGCCAUGAGGACAGAAUGGAUUCUUUCUUCCUGGCUGAGAUGUUUAAAUACCUUUACCUGCUCUUUGCUGAUAAGGAAGACAUGGUUUUUGAUAUAGAAGAUUAUAUCUUCACUACAGAGGCUCAUCUACUGCCUCUUUGGCUCUCUACUACAAACCAAACAAUGUCUAAGAAAAAUACAACAACAGAAUACAUGGAGCUGGAUGACAGUAACUUUGAGUGGACAUGUCCGAACACCCAGAUUCUCUUCCCAAAUGAUCCUAUGUAUGCUCAGAGUAUCCGUGAACCUUUGAAAAAUGUGGUGGAUAAGAGCUGUCCUAGGGGCGUUGCCAGAGUAGAAGAGAGUUUUGGGAGUGGACCAAAACCACCACUGAGAGCCAGGGAUUUCAUGGCCAGUAAUCCUGAGCAUUUGGAGAUACUGAAGAAGAUGGGAGUCAGUUUGAUUCACCUCAAAGAUGGAAGAGUACAAUUAGUGCAGCAUGCAAUUCAAGCAGAAAGUUCACUUGAUGCUGAAGAUGGUUUGCGAUUCAUGCAGGAAAUGAUUGAACUGUCCAGUCAGCAACAAAAAGAGCAGCAGCUACCCCCACGUGCUGUUCAAAUUGUUUCCCACCCAUUCUUUGGCAGGGUAGUAUUGACAGCUGGGCCAGCACAAUUUGGAAUGGACCUAUCCAAACACAACGUAGGGACAAGAGGAUUUGUUGCAACCAGUAAACCUUACAAUGGAUGCUCGGAGAUCACUAAUCCUGAAGCAGUGAAGGAGAAAAUUGCUUUGAUGCAGAGAGGCCAGUGCAUGUUUGCUGAAAAGGCACGAAACAUCCAAAAAGCUGGAGCAAUAGGGGGCAUUGUUAUUGAUGACAAUGAGGGAAGCAGCAGCGACACUGCUCCUCUAUUCCAAAUGGCUGGUGAUGGAAAGAAUACAGAUGAUAUCAAAAUCCCCAUGCUCUUCCUGUUCAACAAAGAAGGAAAUAUUAUACUUGAUGCAAUCAGAGAAUAUGAAUCUGUAGAAGUGCUUCUCUCUGAUAAAGCAAAAGACAGAGCAACAAUAUUUAAAGGUAAAAUGAUUCCAAACUACAUUAUUGAUAGCAAUCUGGAAAUGGAAAACCUGGACCAGAAGUCCUCUGAAAAUGAUUCACAUAAGCAGAGACCAGAAGAGACUUCAGCAUCUCAGGACCUCAGCUUGGCCAGUCAAGAGCCUGAGGGAGAAGGAAGUUCUGAUGUUACUCAUCUUGAUUCAUUAUCCCCUGUUGAUGCAGACAGUGAUAGCAUUUCCAUUUCAAACCAGGAGUCCUGUAUCACAGAAAUCCAUGAGGCUAAUGUUCAAGAGACAGAAAGUACAGAAUUAGAUAACCAGCCUCAGGAACAAUCUCAGACUGAGACAGAUUCCAGCUCCAAUGUUAAUUGGGAUAAUAAAGUCCAGCCUAUGGAAUCCAUAUUAGCAGAUUGGAAUGAAGAUAUAGAAGCAUUUGAAAUGAUGGAAAAGGAUGAACUAUGACUUCUAAUAACUUAUUUGUGGAUAAACAAAAUGGUGAAUUUGUUGGGUAAAAGUAAGGCCCUAAUAUCUAAGAAUUAGAAAUUGUUCAGUAUUGUGAUGAGCAACCAGGUUUCGCCUGGAUAAUAUAAUAGAAACCCAGCACAUGUUAUAAUUUAUAUAGUUUUAAUUUUUCCUGUUUUGAAAUGGGAAUGUGCAAUUGAACUGUUUGUAUGGCUCUGUUGCAUGGUGCUGUAAUACAGGAGGUUUCAUUCAGGGAAUUAAUCAGAUUUCUGCAUUCCAGGCAUCCGGAGAGCAGAUUGCCUUGGCCUCUGGAAAGGUUGAAGUUGAAUGUAAUGGGAUUAAUGCACCACUUGUUGGCUGGUUAUGGCACUUGAAGGCAAUAGUCAGAGGCUAUUCUAAUUGAAGGUGCAGUUUCACUGAUAAAGGCCUUUAUGGAGAGAAAUAGGUGAAAUUGUGAGACAUUUCCAGCUGUAAUGUCUUUAAGACACAGCUAGAAACAGCUCAAUUUGUCCUGACAUUUAUAUCCUAAUAAGAUAGCAGUGUUGCUUAUCACUCCUUCCAUCUGUUGUUUUGAAGAAUGACCAAGAUGACUUGGAUUUUUCCUCUUCUGCUCUUAUUUCAACUAGAGAGGCUGUAUAAACCAAAGGUAACAUGUUCUACUAGGAAGCUCUUUUAGGAAAAUUAAGAAAGCUUUGCUAAUUAGAGGACUAGUACAUAAAGGUUCACAGUGAUUAUGAAGAUUGUUACUUGAAUUAAGGUAAAUUGGGCAAAACACAUUUUAAUACAAUUUUUCCUUUUUGGCCUUCCAUGCUUAAAGUUAUCAAGCUUAAAACUACCUUAAGACACACAAUUUAGCAUUAUUAUUGUUCUCUGAUAAUAGAUGAGAAUUUCAAUGACAAUUUCUGUUUUCUCUACAAGAAAUAUCUGUCAACACUUGGGCAAGAAGGCUAGUAUCAAUAGUGAAGCACAACUGUUUACCUUUAGCUGUUGGGUCCAUAAUUCAAAAUUUAGUGGUGUGAAGUCAAAGAAUAAUUGAUAUGAUACUUCUGUUUUUUGUUGUUGUUUUUUAAAUACAAGUAAGCAUGGUUCCUAAUCAUGUUUUCGGACGCAUCCUCCAAUUAAACCACAAAUCUGAUUAAGCAAACAAGAAGCAGUUAGCUUAACUGAGUCCAAAUUAAAACUGCCAAAAUUCUAGUUUAAGUUGAUAUAUAGACACGGGUUUUAGUUAAUUAUGGCUCAAUUCAGUAUUUAAUCUGUUUUUUCCUUUUCAGAGAGAGACUUAACACUGCCUAUAUCAUGCACCAGACUAAAACUGAAAGUUUUUAUAUUUAUAUAUAAUCUUUAUACUGGCAAACAGAUGUAUCCCUGUCUGAAGUGCACCUUUCAUUUUACUGGUGAGAUUAAAAUGUGCCGAAUAUGCAAAUGUCAAUCAGUUCAGCCAUACUGUAUUGUACUUAUGUAUAUUCAUAUAUGGUUUCAAGUCCCAGACAAAUGUUGUAUACAUGUAAUCUAACAGUGACACUUGCUCUCAAGAGUAUCAAAAUGCACAAGUACCUUUGAGAGCAUGUUUAGUCAAUCAUAAUACUAUACAGAAAUUGAAUGACAAUUUAACUGAAUAGAGGUGUAGUUAACUUUGAGAUAGUGAAGCAGUAGGGAACUAGUGAAUAAGUGUCCUUUUAAAACUUAGUUUUAAUUUCUUUGCACAAAUAACUAUGGAGGUUUGGGCUUAAUGUGUUGGUACAGUGCUGAAGCUUAAUACUUUGUCAUUUUAGACUGAGGGAUUGAUUUUAAAGGAUGGGAUUAUUCCUCAAAAUCUUUGAAGUGUCCUUUGUAACUUGGGUGCCCAG
Trachemys scripta elegans is the source of this 4868-nucleotide messenger RNA. It is a transcript of the gene EDEM3, whose product is annotated as ER degradation enhancing alpha-mannosidase like protein 3. Gene Ontology annotation, cellular component: membrane; endoplasmic reticulum. The coding region runs from base 175 to 3021 and encodes 948 amino acids. The transcript is spliced from 21 exons. Gene Ontology annotation, molecular function: mannosyl-oligosaccharide 1,2-alpha-mannosidase activity; calcium ion binding. NCBI's taxonomy places the organism in Eukaryota, Metazoa, Chordata, Testudines, Emydidae. The record is from RefSeq and is a predicted model, not a curated record. Gene Ontology annotation, biological process: carbohydrate metabolic process; endoplasmic reticulum mannose trimming; mannose trimming involved in glycoprotein ERAD pathway.